This is a messenger RNA of Marchantia polymorpha subsp. ruderalis, 3365 nucleotides long. NCBI's taxonomy places the organism in Eukaryota, Viridiplantae, Streptophyta, Marchantiopsida, Marchantiales, Marchantiaceae. The record is from the annotation of a GenBank genome assembly.
ACGAUUGCAAGGUGCCUGAGUAAUCUGCAUGGAUUUUGAUCAGACGCCGCUUCCAUGCAAAGCUCAUGACGUACAAAAUCAUUCCUCGUCGGAACAUUCCGUUUGGCAUAUUGGCUGGAAGGCGGUCUGGCCUCGCACGCCUAAGAGCGGAAAUUUGCCGGAGCGCUCGGAGGACUACGACGACGAUGAAGGUGCGGGCGCUGAGACGGUGCUCGGCCCAGUAGAGCGGCGACUUCCUUCCCAUGUUGGCGAGCGCGACGGGGAUCCGUGCCGAUCGCCGUGAGAUGGAGGCCGACGAGAAGAGUGCGAUGAAACAGCUCGUCGUGUCAGCUUUGGCUUAUUACGGGUUGAAGGUGUACCACGUUUUCGACGGGCUGCGAUUCAGACCGAGUUUUCAGCUGAUCGAAAUUGACCAGCGGAAGGCGGUGGAAGAAUUUGGAGCGGCCGUGCAGGCCGAUGAGAACGGGGUUUUGGACGAAUUUGCUCGAGAAUUUUGUUGGACCGAUCGUGUCGCAAUUCCCGAGUCUAGCGGGACCGAGCGGCAGCCCGAGUUCGUUCCGGAGCCUAUCUUGACCCAAUUGCCUCAAGAAAUGGCACUGCAGGGACAUUGGAUUAGCAGGAAUGCCUGGCCGCAGUUUUGGCAUGUGUUCUCCACUUUCACCAAGGACGACUUGGGGCACUACGUGGCACCACGUCAUGAACAAGGGGUGGGCCCUCGUGUAGAAGAAGCGGAGGCGAACUUUGGGCUACACCAUGAAGGAAGAGUGAAGAGAGAACAUACUCCCAUUGAGGACGAAGAAACUUGUUUACGAAACCUGGAGCAGUACAUGGCCUCUAAUUGUCCUCCUGCCAACGACGGAGCUUCUAGGAUUUAUCAACCUACCAGCGACUUUACACCAGUCCCCUAUCAGACAGAUGGGCGCCAUGAUCCUAUUCACAAACUGUCUUCGGAGGAUAACGGAACGUACUCAUGUAAACGUGCGAGAGUGCAGUUGAAUGGAGGAGAACUCGAGAAGAUUGAAAGAAUCCAUGGCCCCGUCAAGAAUGUCGAGCAUUAUAGUGGUCCAGCCCAUGAAAACGAUGGGAUCCCCACGAAGGAGGUAUCGCAGCCUCCAUGCGUCCCCAAAGUUGACGAGAUUUUUCUCAAAGAGGAGAUGCCCAUGGUUAGGCCUGUUGAUGUUGCGCCAUUAUCAUGGCGGGAGGAGCUGGCCAUCUCUAGGCCGGACCUCUAUUCAGAAUUUCUGGAGAAUUUAAACUCGAAAACCUUCAGUGAGAGAGAAAACAAUCUUCCUGUUGACUGUGGACUUGGAUCCGUCCAUUCACACCCCUUGGUUGAUGUGGAGAUGGAAGAUGUUCAGGAAGAAUCACAUCAUAUCACUGCAUAUGGUGCAGUGCAUGAACAAAGUUUCUUUGUUAAGAACAUUGAGAGGCAACGGAAAAGAGCUCGCGGCACAGAUGACAAAGCUAGUGGACGGACUAUUAUGAACGACUCGAGCUCGGGAUCAAUCGAACAAGGAAAAUUUCGGCUAAAGCGAUCGAUUCGCUCUACUAUGCUGAAUGGGAAAGAUACAUCUGCUGUAAACCGGAAACCUAAUUCUUCUGAACCUGAGAUACUAAAUUGUUCUGGAGUUCACCAGGAUGAAAGGGCAGUGUCUGAUGUAGGUUCAUGUCCUAGCUUGAACAAGGCAGCUAACAAUGGAGAUGAAUGUCAAUCUCCACGGAAGCCGAACGUAGCUUCUUGGCCGGCUCCUCUAUAUGCAAACAAUUCUGAACAUCGCUCCGAACAUAAAACUCGUGUAAAUUCGACUAUACCCAACUCGGUGAAAGAAGAGGACGAGGGAAACUGUGAACAUCAAGUAACAGGUGACGAGUACGAUAUAUGUUUAACUUGCAGAAGAAAGAAAGAGAUCUCUUUUUCCAAGUACGCAAGACUUUUCAAGGAUGACCCUGCAUGGAAGAAAAAGUUUUUGGAUGGAGAGAACUUGGUUUGCGACAUCUGCUACUCUAAAGGGUAAUUCCUUUUGGGUUACUUGGGUUCCACUCUCUGUUGCAAAAUCAAAAGCACUCAUGUGCUCUCCAGAAUUUGUCUUAAAAUGUGUGAUAUGCACCAAGUCACGUUUUCCCCAGCUUGUGAUAUACUUGAAGGAAUGACUUGAUCAUGUUGGCAGUCAAGUGAAGUCGAGGACGGGGGGCAGACGGCCAGAACUUACUCUAUUUUAGCAUCAUUUGGGAACCAUUUGUAAGCCAGGGGCCAUCUAUUGUUACCUUUGGUAGAAUUUUAGAGAGUUCUUGACGAGGUAAUUCGCAACAGUCUUAUGUUUGUAUAAAUUUGUUCAUUCUUAAGCGUCUUGGGAAUGUCACAUUCUUUCAGAAAAAAUACGAAGUUUUCAAGCAUGCCGUUAUUGCUGAGUCAUGCUCUGAAAGAGACAGAUUUCAGACCACCAGAGCAUCGAGGAUAUGCAAAAGCUAUUGACGAUCUCAUUGAGGCGAACCAGCCAGGGAAUUUGAGACCCUGCUAUAGUUUUGUUAGCACGACUUCUCCUACUAAGUGUAAAAUUGUGUGGCCACCGGUGUGUGUGUUGGAGAACACCUUCCAAGCAGGCGAUCACUGUAUAGACAUAAGAAAUCUGGAGAAAGUUAUUACGAAACGUCUAAAAGGAUUUGUAAAUAUCAACAAACACAAAGUUCAUAAAAUUUUUGCGAAAGGAGUAUUCAGAGGACAGGUUUUAGUUGAAUUCCCCCCAACAAAAAGGGGAUGGAUUGAUGCAAAUCGUUUGCAUCAACACUUUGUCUCCGCUGGAAGAUCAUUACAAGAUUGGGGUCGGAUUGGGGUUACUUCGGAAGAUUUACAAAACUCCACACCAGGAGUGCAAGAAACAAUUGGGCUCGUGAAGAUAGGUUCGAAGGGUGAGAUUUUAUCUCGAAUUUUCUUUGGGUACCUAGCUACUGCCAGGAUAAUGCAGCGGAUCGAUCGUUAUAGAAGAUGUGUACGUUGGCGAUUGGAUGAAGUUAUCGUUGAUGUUGACAAGGACGAAAGCUCUGGCUAAGAAAGGUUAUAAGUGUAAGGUGUAAGUUGUUGUAUUGUAAACUGCCCAAAUUCUUGCCAUACUGAGGUUGGAAUUAUUCGGAUUUGCUCUUUACUACCCUUUAUUUAUAUCAUCAAAUCAUGCAAAUCAGCAAAGAGACACUUGCGAAGCCUAUCGCGAUAACCAUUGGAUGCACUAUGACAGCAAAAUGGCUGAUGAGAUCUAGGGGAUAGUGAGUGUUUUGAUACAAGAUAUAUUUUGUAAGAGUAGUAUUUUAUACAUAAGGACAUUUACGUAGAUAUAAGCUUAUACUUAACAGACUAUCACGAUAACUUUCGG